Molecule: messenger RNA, 1611 nt
Organism: Zingiber officinale
Lineage: Eukaryota; Viridiplantae; Streptophyta; Magnoliopsida; Zingiberales; Zingiberaceae
Product: TOM1-like protein 1
Exons: 5
Coding region: 221-1423 (400 amino acids)
Biological process (GO): protein transport to vacuole involved in ubiquitin-dependent protein catabolic process via the multivesicular body sorting pathway
Molecular function (GO): ubiquitin binding; phosphatidylinositol binding
Source: RefSeq, a predicted model, not a curated record
UUAGUUGGUGAACAUUAGGAAGAGGAAUUUGCGACGAAGUCUACAUCUCCACGGCGGAAGGAAAGAGAAGCAGCGGCAGUAGAGAAAGACGAGGGAACCGAAGUCUGCCGUCUUCUGCUCGCUCCCAACUCCUUUGUCAUUUCGCGUUGCCGCUUGAUCUCCGGAUUAGUAGGUGAAAUUUACUGGUGUCAGUUAAUUAUUAAUAUCUCUUUAUCGUUGCAUGGAGCUUGGAGCAACGAAAAUGAGUGACAAUUUGAUGGAUAAAGUCAGUGCCCUUGGUGAGCGUCUAAAAAUUGGGGGUGCUGAGGUGAGCAGGAAAAUGAAAGACGGCAUGAGCUCCAUGAGUUUCAAGAUGAAGGAAAUAUUUCAAGGUCAGAACCAAGCUGAGAAGAUUGUGGAGGAAGCGACAUCAGAGAAUCUAGAGGGUCCUGACUGGUCUUCUAACCUUGAGAUAUGUGACAUGAUUAAUAGUGAAAAGUUCAACAGUAUUGAUUUUAUCCGCGGCAUAAAGAAACGGAUCAUGUUGAAGGAUCCUAGGGUCCAAUAUCUUGCUUUAGUUCUUCUUGAGACCUGUGUAAAAAACUGUGAGAAGGCUUUCUCUGAGGUUGCUGCAGAACGAAUCCUUGAUGAGAUGGUCAAACUUAUUGAUGAUCCUCAGACUGUUGUAAAUAACAGGAAUAAGGCUCUUAUCAUGAUUGAAGCAUGGGGAGAGUCUGGUGAUGAGCUCCGAUAUUUACCAGUAUAUGAGGAAACUUAUAAGAGCUUGAAAUCUAGAGGCAUUCGUUUUCCAGGACGAGAUAGUGAAAGCUUAGCUCCAAUUUUUACACCACCACGUUCAGUUACGGAGACUGAAGCGUAUGAUAGUUUAUCUCAACAUACUUAUGAUGAUGUACCCACAUUUAGUUUUACAGCUGAACAGAUAAAGGAAACAUUUGAUGUUGCUCGCAACAGUCUUGAACUUCUGUCAACAGUUCUCUCCUCCUUGCCUCAUCAAGAAGCUCUUCAGGAUGAUUUGACAAAGACCCUCUUCCUACAAUGCCAACAAAGCCAAUACACUGUCCAGAGAAUCAUUGAGACUGCAGCUGACAAUGAAGUAGUUCUAUUUGAGGCCUUGAAUGUGAACGAUGAGCUUCAGAAGGUCCUCUCCAAGUAUGAAGAGCUGAAGAAGCCUCCGUUGGUACAGUCUGAACCUGAACCCGCAAUGAUACCAGUUGCUGUGGAACCUGAAGAUUCUCCUCGGGUCAGUAGAGAAGAUGUUCUCGUCAGAAAACCUGCUGGUUCGAGGACCAAGUCUAGCGGCGACGAUGACAUCCUGAACGACCUUGACGAGAUGAUUUUUGGCACCAAGGGAGGCAGCACAUCUGAGGAUCAAGAUCCAAAAAGGAAGCAUCAGCAACAAAAGGAUGAUCUGAUCACCUUCUAAGUAUCUUCCUAUUGUUUAUAGGUAAAGCCUGGAAUUUGUGGUGGUGUUUUGUGUUUCUUCAUUUCUCAUAUUCAGACUUCGGUGGUAUAUCACUGUAAGAAACUAACUACUGUGGUCUAGCUGUUCUGAUUUCCAUUCGGUUGUUAUAGCUGUUGGACCUGAAAAGAUAAAUCUGCUCGUUUAUAUCA